This is a messenger RNA of Caenorhabditis elegans, 999 nucleotides long. RefSeq names its product ShKT domain-containing protein (gene tag-293). Lineage: Eukaryota; Metazoa; Nematoda; Chromadorea; Rhabditida; Rhabditidae. The record is from RefSeq and is marked reviewed. The coding region runs from base 74 to 826 and encodes 250 amino acids. The transcript has 3 exons.
ACAAUCAAACGAAAUCACAGAUUUUACUAUAAAAGUCAGAAGCUCUAGAAGCUCAUCACUUCGGCUGAGCGACAUGUUCGGUUUACUAGUUUCUUGUAUUUUGGCUUUUACAGUUCCUGAGUCUGCAUUUGCUGAUAUCUCAGGAGAUCUUAAUUGCACUCAAUACAAUGGAACAUUUUUCGUCUGGACUCCAGCCGCAGUCGCAUGUUCUAAUGCUGUUUCCGAUGCCUCGUGUACUGCGCUUUAUCCAACAGAAGACGAACAAGGGUAUCCAGCUGCUGGAAACAAUGCUGGAAGACCACUUGCAUGCUUCACCACCGCAGCUGAAACUCCAGCUCCAGUUGAUGGCGAUAUGAAGAAGGCUGCACUGACUAAUUGUGCAAAGACUUGUGGAUUCUGCUGUAAUACAGAUGACUACAGUUGUCCAAAUGCUCAAUUCCCACGUCUCAACUGCGACACAAUCACCAACAAUCAAUGUAAGGAUCCAAACUGGAGAACAAUCAUUGCCACGGAUUGCCCAUCAGCGUGUGGAUUCUGUAACCAAGGAGGAUGUGUUGAUGCAGUUGUUGAUUGUGCUAAUGAUCGUUCAAUCUGUCAAAGCGUCGGAAUGCAGGAGUUUGUGAAUCAGAACUGUCAAAGAACCUGUGGAAGAUGUGGAUCAUCAACUGGAAAUCCAUCUGUUCCAGGAGGAGGGUCGUGCACAAAUUAUCAAGCUGAUUCUAGCACCGCCUGUGCAGCUUGGGCCGGAAAUGGGUUCUGCACCAAUACCUUCUACACUGAAGCACAGAGAAAAGCUUCAUGUGCGACGACUUGCAGACUCUGUUAGACAACCAAUGAUUAAGACAUGACACACUACGGGUGACGACAACGAUGACGACCCUAUUUUUGUAACUGUGUUUAAUUUUUCUGUUGUUUUUUGUUCCUUGUCUGACCAACUUAGAAUAAAAGCAAAUUCAGAAAGUUCAUGCAUGAAUUACCAUUUCAGUGCAUUAAUAAAAU